Messenger RNA from Salvia miltiorrhiza (redroot sage), 1557 nucleotides. RefSeq names its product ubiquitin receptor RAD23d-like. Bases 187 to 1329 code for a protein of 380 amino acids. Gene Ontology annotation, cellular component: nucleoplasm; cytosol. Gene Ontology annotation, molecular function: ubiquitin binding; polyubiquitin modification-dependent protein binding; proteasome binding. Gene Ontology annotation, biological process: nucleotide-excision repair; proteasome-mediated ubiquitin-dependent protein catabolic process. The record is from RefSeq and is a predicted model, not a curated record. Lineage: Eukaryota; Viridiplantae; Streptophyta; Magnoliopsida; Lamiales; Lamiaceae. The transcript is spliced from 12 exons.
GCCAACUUUCACCUAUAUAAACGGCGCGAAAGGCAACAGUUUGCAUUUAUCUGUGUGAUUUAAGUGUCCUUUUUUUUUUGGUAUUUUUUCAUUGUAUCGAUAAGCUCGUACUUCGCCGCCGACCACCGGAGAUCGGAGGCGCAUUUUCCGACGCGCGUACGGACGUGGAGGCAGAGAAGCGAAACGAUGAAGAUUUUCGUGAAGACUCUCAAAGGAUCGCAGUUCGAGAUCGAAGUGAAACCUAACGACGCCGUGGCAGAUGUAAAGAAGAACAUUGAAACAGUUCAGGGUUCUGGUGUCUACCCAGCUGCUCAGCAGAUGCUUAUCUAUCAAGGGAAAGUUCUUAAGGAUGAAAGUACACUAGAGCAUAACGAAGUUGCUGAGGGAAGUUUUGUUGUGAUUAUGCUGACUAAGAAGAAGAGUUCACCGAGUGGAUCUGCAUCUGCUGCACCAUUGAGUACGGUGCAACCUGCAAGUGGCACUCCAGCUGUGCAACCAAUUGCAGCUGCUUCAACACAUCCAUCUACUAUUGCACCUCAACAAUCAGAUCCUGAAUCUGCUCCAGCAGCUGCUCCUGCUCCUAACCCUGCUUUCUCAAUAGACAUCUAUGAUCAAGCGGCAUCAAAUCUUGUAGCAGGAACUAACUUGGAGGCUAUUGUUCAGCAGAUCCUAGAUAUGGGUGGAGGAAGCUGGGACCGGGAUACUGUUGUCCAUGCAUUACGCGCUGCAUAUAAUAAUCCGGAGCGAGCUGUUGAAUACCUCUACUCUGGUAUUCCAGAGCAAGCAGAAGUUGCUCCUGAUGCUCAACCUCCUGCUGGCGCGCAGCCUGUGGCCACUUCAAUCGAUGAUACACAGCCAGCUGUACCUUCCGGUGGACCAAAUGCUAAUCCUUUAGAUCUUUUCCCACAGGGUCUCCCAACAAUGGGCUUAAAUGCAGGUGCUGGCAGCUUGGAAUUUCUUCGCAAUAGUCAACAGUUUCAAGCCCUGCGAGCUGUAGUCCAAGCCAAUCCCCAAAUCUUGCAGCCUAUGCUUCAAGAGCUGGGAAAGCAAAACCCUCAGCUGGUUCGGUUGAUUCAAGAACAUCAGGCUGACUUUCUGCAGCUAAUGAAUGAACCUGUUGAGGAGGGGGAAGGGAACAUAUUAGGGCAACUUGCUGAAGCAAUGCCACAGGCCGUCGCUGUUACGCCGGAAGAGGGUGAAGCAAUUGAACGUCUCGAGGCAAUGGGUUUCGAUCGUGCAUUGGUAUUGGAUGUAUUCUUCGCGUGCAACAGGAAUGAAGAGCUUGCGGCCAACUACCUAUUAGACCACAUGCACGAGUUUGAUGAGUGAAAUUUUGCUGAUUUCUUCUCAUGUACAAUCAUUUUUUUUCUUCUUCUUGCUCGGUAUUAAUAUAUUUCCCAGAGGGCCUUCUAUAAGUCAUAGUAUUGGAACAUUUUUCCCAGUUGAACAUUUAGACUUUGCAUUCAUUUCUAGUAGCUGAGGCAAUUUUAUCUUCUCUUAUUGAAUUCAACUGUAAGAUUGCUGAAAAAUCAGUAUCACUGCGAUUAUCUGUUGACA